This is a messenger RNA of Dendroctonus ponderosae (mountain pine beetle), 1371 nucleotides long. RefSeq lists its product as uncharacterized. Lineage: Eukaryota; Metazoa; Arthropoda; Insecta; Coleoptera; Curculionidae. Bases 98 to 1135 code for a protein of 345 amino acids. The transcript has 6 exons. The record is from RefSeq and is a predicted model, not a curated record.
UCCAGCAAAGUGGGCCGUUGUUUGACAGUUAUCAUUUGUGUGUAAACAAAACUAGUUUUGAUUUGUAUUAUUUUUUCCUGGUUGAAAAUCUUCUAAAAUGAAUAAAACUUCUGAUAAAAUGUUUCCUCGUAAAGAUAGCAUAACCCGUAUAAGUAAAAAUGAACCUGGACGAAAGGAAGUGCCUCGUCCUAGAAGUAGAAGUGUAUUUACCAAUUCGCAUGUCAGUGAUGAAGCGCAUGCUAGAGAUGCCGUAAAGUUCGAGGGGGCACCGUCCUGGCCUCCCUACGUGCCUAAACCUAUCACAGUGAAGAAUUACUUAACAGAGGAUUUCAAUGACUAUUACGGUGAUGAUCAGUAUCAGAUGAGCGGGACUGUGAUUUCCCCACAUGGAGUGAUCACUUUGCGACUAAACGAGCGCAUCAGAGUGGACAUUUCGCCUGAUAAAGCCGUUCGAGUGGCAAAUGCCAAGAAUGGAAUCGUUUUGGCUUUGAGUGCUAGCGGAUCUUCAUCCGGACUAAUUCACCCCAAUGGUCGCGUUUAUCAGUACGGCUCUAGAGUGGAGAUCAUGGCGAACGAUAGUCAAGGAAAUGAUAAAUUUGCAAAAAUGUGGUACAAAGGAGUCAGCUUUAGCAGUAUGCAGUGCGCUUUAGUAUAUUUGGUGGACUCGGCAGGAACAAGGACAACUACCGACUCAUUCAACGACCUGUCUCAGCAGGAUUUUACCCUGAAUAUUUUCUAUGAGGAUUCUCCUUACUUGGAUCAAACGCCAUCGCCUACUACGACUACACAACUGGUCAACGAAGCAGUCAGUAUUCUGCAGGCAACCAACUACUGGUAUACAGAGGACGGCACUGAAAACUGGAUCAUCAACAACGUGAGAAUUUCCCAAACUGCCGAUGGACUAGUGCGUGUGGGUAGAAACAGCAACAAAUUCUCUUUGCGCACGUCUCCAACCAAUGGCUCCGCCUCAAUCUCUUCGCCCUACAUGCACUGCACCGGCUCUAUGGGCCAGACACGUCACUUGUUUGUGCGAAGAGGCGAACGCCGCAUGCACUAUGAUGGGUCCACAUUUAUUGUGCGCAAUGCCGGCCAUUCAGCUGGUUUUGAUGAAAAACAUCAACUAAAGGUAUACUGAUAACCACCAAGGUAAUACCGAAACGUCGUUGUUAAUUGUAACUGAUCCGGGUAGGUGUUUUCAUUCGUGUAUUUCAUGUGGGGUUUACAUAUCGUGUCGUGUUGCUUUCUUUGCCGAUACUUUAUGGGCAAAGAAGAGAAUUGAAUUAAAUUGUUCGUUUCGAUCACUUGCGGGUAGUUUUACUGAUAUGUAACUGUAUCUUGUGUUAGAAAUAAAUGCAUUGUACCAGUUGAAAA